CAGAUAGGAUUUCUCUGUUUAGAUAAAUAAGUUUAUGUUUGUCUGCAUUCUAUUCACAUUAUUCAUUGCCAUCUUUGCUUUUGUCACUUGCCUUCAACCCAUAUUAUCUAUCUACUCCUCACCUCCUCCAAUGAUCUUUACACUUUCCAUUUUUGGACAUCUAAAAAUCAACUUCACACUUUGAAACCCCUUUAACUGUGCAGGUAAAAUGGGAGAAAGUAGGCCAUCUUUGGAUUGGGACACGCGGUUACGGAUAGCCGUAGGGGCAGCGCGGGGCGUGGCCCGAGUUCAUGCCGAGGCUGGCCCAAAGCUGCUGCUAGCCCAUGGGAACAUAAAGUCCACAAACAUCUUCCUCAACUCGAAGCACUACGGGUGCAUAUCCGACGUGGGCCUGUCGUCCAUAACGACCCCGUUGGGCCCACCCGUGGCCCGCGCUGCCGGGUACCGGGCCCCGGAAAUGUCCGACACCCGCAAGCCAACGCACCCUUCGGACGUCUACAGCUUCGGGGUGCUCUUGCUCGAGCUCCUCACCGGGAAGUCCCCCGUGCACGCGACCGCCGGGGACGAAAUCGUCCAUUUGGUUCGGUGGGUCCACUCGGUGGUCCGCGAGGAGUGGACCGCGGAGGUGUUCGAUGUGCAGCUCUUGCGGGUCCCGGGGAUAGAGGAGGAAAUGGUGGAGAUGCUGCGGAUCGCGCUGUCGUGCGUGGCGAGGACGCCGAAUCAGCGGCCGAAAAUGGUGGAAGUGGUGAAAAUGGUGGAGAAUAUCAGGCAUUUGGAGAAGAGGCAAUCUUCUUGAAAUGAGAAUGCCAUUGGAACUCACCAUUGUUAGUUGCUAUGAAAGAUUUUUUUAUGCAUUGGUGUGGUCAAUGGAAGCUCUAAACCACUUGUUAAGUUGGAUUUUGAAAGUUAACAAUUAAUGAAUGGAAAAAUUUCUUAUGCACUAGGGAAUAUGAUGCUCCCUAUUCUCACCACUAAACAAUAUUCAAAUAAAAUCUGAGACAAAAGAAAGUCGCAUUUGUAUAUGUUAAGAAAAUGUGAAAUCGUUU
Molecule: messenger RNA, 1046 nt
Organism: Cuscuta campestris
Lineage: Eukaryota; Viridiplantae; Streptophyta; Magnoliopsida; Solanales; Convolvulaceae
Source: the annotation of a GenBank genome assembly